AUGAAGAGGACUAGCAUGUCUCGUCCUGUAUGGAGCUCAGUUCAGAUGUCCUGUUCACUCUGGCUCCUCCUUCUGUCCUCUUCUAUCAGGUUUAAUCCAGCUGUGUCUGAAUUAGUAUUUUCAGUGCUAGCUGAAGAUAGAGUUGGGAUUGUAAAUAGCUCUCUGAUGCUGCACUGCACAGUGUUUGACUCUGGCCUGAAGCCUCCUCUACCAGUGAAAUGGGAGCGAGACGCUGGAGGUCUGGACAGCAGGAUUCAUCAGUUGGCCAAUGGCUCACUUUUCUUUCCCCACUUAAAAGAGGAAGACUUUGGAAACUAUUCCUGUAAUGCAAAAAGAGGCAACAAACAGAUUCAGACCACUGUCAUGGUCAGCAAAGCAUGCCUGAAGAAUGUGUUCUUUCACCCUCAGUCCAUGAGAACUGAAGAGGGACAGGAUGUUUUUCUUCAGUGUGUCUCUGGUGAUAGUUCUCCUCCUGCUCAGAUUUCAUGGUUAAAAAAUGGCAGAAUUCUCACCAAAGGGAACCAGAUUCAGGGACAGUAUGGAGGAGGGAGUCAAAGGAAGACUUCUGGCACUUUGCACAUGGCUAACAUCACCAACGCAGACCAAGGAGUCUAUAUUUGCAUCACCCACAAUCCUCUGCUGAAUAUAAGCAAAGGAAGUCAAGCAGCAACUCUGACAGUGCAUGGUUCCUAUGUAGACGUAAAGAUUAUUGAAGGCCCCCAAAAUGUCACUGUACCUGUUGAAAUGGAAACUGCACUGCACUGCUUUGUUGAAGGCUUCCCCAUUCCCACAGUUCAGUGGUUUAAGGAUGGACAUUCAUUACCCAGUUCUUCUAGAUGGGAUCUGCAGAAGGAUGGGCAACUGCUGAUUUUUCAGAGAGUUUUGUCAGAAGAUGAGGGCUUGUAUCUCUGUGAAGCUCGCAAUGAGAGGCAGAAAGUGAUAUCUGAACCAGCCUACCUCCUUCCAUCAGUUAUGGAUUGGAGUUUUGUUCUUGAACCUGCCAACCUAACAGUGAGGAAGGGUGAAACUGCGACUCUUUCCUGUAGGCCUCCUCACAGCAGACCCCAAGCACAAGUGUCCUGGUUUAAGAACAACAGACUCCUCCAGACAGGACUGCAUUAUGCUUUUGAUUAUAAUGGAGACCUAGUCUUCCACAGGUUAAGAAACACAACACUCUACAUUUCAUCAGUGAGAACGUAUGAUGAAGGACAUUACACAUGCACAGCCUCCAACACACUGGGUCACGAUCAGAAAACCAUGACUCUUCAGGUUGCAGUGAAGCCAGUCAUUGUUUCCUUCGUUGCAUCGCUCACUGUCUCAGAGGGAUCACCUGUUAGUCUACCUUGUCGAGCUGUUGGAGAUUUUCCUGUCAAGUACACUUGGAUUAGAACUGCAUCGAUACAAAAUUCACCAGAACUGUCCGGUUCAAACUCUCCGGUCUCACUCCCACAACAGAUACACAUUGAUGAUAAUGGGACAUUAGUAAUCUCCAACAUCCAACGGUCUGAUGCAGGAGAGUAUCACUGCACUGCAGAAAACAGAGUCGGUCAGGAUGUGAGAAGUGUCAUCAUAACUGUAACUGCUUACUCUGAUGUCCCACCUGAUAAGGAAGCACUGAGUAAAACGAUUAUGCCCACUGUUCCAGAGAGUGAGCAAGAGCUAUUUAUUAAUUCCUUUCCUUAUGGUUCAAAGCUUCUGAGUAAUACAGAGACAAAUGAAUCCCUUCAACAAACAACUGAAGAUUACACAAAGAUAUCCCUGUUUUAUGCUUUUGUGGAGGACUCACCAACAUACCUGAAUCUUGAAUCUACCCAAGACACUACAGAGUUCAUUUCACUUAAGCCAAGUGGCAUUAGCGUAGGAAUUAAUGAGAAAAACAAACAACCCAUUCAAACACAAAAACCAACCCCUGUGCCUGUCAAACCUACACCAUUUCCCCCACUCAAAGAGACUUUUUUACAGGAUGCACGUCAACAUUUCCAAAUAACAGAGCAGGUCACAAAACCUCCAGUAAUGAAUCCAAACACAAACACGCCUUUCCCAGCAGACUUAUAUUCCCAUACCCAUCUUAAAAAAAUUCAGAGCGUUUCCCUGAAUAGUGCCCAGUCCUUUAGUGGACAGACUCAGACUACAGGCUUAACUUUAGUGGAUGUAGAGGAUCUCACUGCCUCGGCUCCCGUGGGAGAGCAUCAAAAUCAGAGUCAAAUCAUCAAGCAGUCUGGAAGUACCAAGUCAUCAGUGAGGAAUGACACAGACUCACUCAAGAAAAACACCUCACAGGCCCCUAUGAGGACCACUGACAAUAAUAACAGAGAAAAGGAGAAAUCCCAAACUUGGUUGCCUGUGAUUGAGAAGCAUGAUAUUCCUAUUGUAGCUGGAGUUGGUGUUUCGUUGGCAUUCAUCUUCAUUGCCAUGGCCUUUUACUCUCUGGUUCAGAAAAAGGACCCUGCAGCUCUACCUACAGGGAGGGCAGCUCUGAGGGGAAUAUGUGGGCCUUGUAGGCAUGGAGAAUGUCUUGCAAUGGAAAGGACAUAUGAUAACAAGGCAUUUGAAGAUGAUAAUUUGAUGGCUGUUAUUGAGCAAAGCCCCAACACAUCGGAGACAAGAGCGCUCCCAACAGAAGGCAGCCCAUCCAUCUUUAUGAUAGAGCCACCGUCUGAUGAUUUGCAAGACUGUGUCCAGUCCACCCAGGGCCUGCCAGUUAUUGUGGAGACUCACCCAGAGCCUAGAGAAGAGGACCAGUUGGAGACUAUAUUUGAGGAGGGGAAGGUCACUCUCUCACCACAUUCUGACAUUCAGCUGCAGUGCAUGGAGGACGCCCCAUCACCUCCUCCAGCCAAUCCAGCACCUGCCCAGGAGGAGGGCCUGCAUUCUUCCCUGACCCUCCAGACCAGCGAUCCCUCCUCAACUCCUGUGCGCCACAGCAUCAAUAUCUCCCACGGUUUCUCUCCCCUCCUGCUGUCCCAUUGUGUGUCCCUGGGCAUGACCUCUGUGGCUGUGGAUGUGCACUUCUACCCUUCAAGCCCCUCGGCAGCCAGUCAUCCUCCAUGCCCUGCCUUUGGACCUCCAGGCCAGCAGGUGAACACCAGGCUGGAGCACGAACUGACUGCACCCUCUGCUAGCCACAGUAAAUAACAAGAGAGUGUGACAAAAGUUGAAGUCAUGAGAAAGCUCGUUGUUAAAUCGCUCACUUCAUAGGGCUA
Molecule: messenger RNA, 3203 nt
Organism: Sinocyclocheilus grahami
Lineage: Eukaryota; Metazoa; Chordata; Actinopteri; Cypriniformes; Cyprinidae
Product: neural cell adhesion molecule 1-like
Exons: 17
Coding region: 1-3135 (1044 amino acids)
Biological process (GO): homophilic cell-cell adhesion; dendrite self-avoidance; axon guidance
Cellular component (GO): plasma membrane; axon
Molecular function (GO): cell-cell adhesion mediator activity
Source: RefSeq, a predicted model, not a curated record